AUGGAAAAUAUAAGAGUGUUAGUAAGAGUAAGACCACUUAAUUACAGAGAAACUCAUUUAGGUGCCAAUUCUUGUGUGACUACUACAAAUACUUCUGUUAUUCUUGAUAAUAAGAAGGAAUACAAUUAUGAUCAUGUAUUGGGAAUAGAUUCAACUUAAGAAUAAGUGUUUAAUAAAAUUGGUAUGUCUACACUUGAAUCUUUCUUAAAUGGAUUAAAUUGUUGCAUAUUUGCUUAUGGUUAAACAGGAGCAGGAAAAACAUAUACAAUGUAAGGAAAAGGAAUUGAUGAUUUAUCGAAUGAUGAUAUUCAUUUAGGAUUACAACCUAGAUUAAUUUAAAAACUAUUUUCUUAAUUACCUAAAGAUAAUACUUGGUCAUUAAAAUGUACCUACUUAGAAAUUUAUAAUGAAUAAUUAAUAGAUUUAUUAAAUGAUUCUAAACCAUUGCCUUUAACUAUUAGAGAAGAAUCAAAAAAAGUUUAUGUUGAGAAUCUCACUGAAAUUCCAGUUACAUCUUAUAAUGAUGUUUUAUCCUUAUUAUAAAGAGGAAUUAAUAAUAGACAUGUUUCAGCAACUUAAAUGAAUCUUGAAAGUUCUAGAAGUCAUUCAAUUUUUACAAUCUAAUUUGAAUAAAGAACUAAAGAAAUGUAUACUAGAAGAAGCAAAUUAAAUUUUGUUGAUUUAGCAGGUAGUGAAAGAUAAAAAUUAACAGCUGCAACUGGUGAAAGACUUAAAGAAGCUGCUAAUAUUAACAAAUCAUUAACUGUUUUAGGAUUAGUUAUUAAUUCUCUUGCUGAAAAUCCAAAAAGAUUUAUUCCAUAUAGAGAUAGUAAGUUAACAUUUUUACUAAGAGAAAGUUUAGGAGGCAAUUCUAAAACUUUUAUGAUUGCUACAAUCUCUGAAGCAAGUAGUUCAUUUUAAGAAACUUUAGGAACAUUAAAAUUUGCAUCCAGAGCUAAGAAUAUUAAAAAUUAAGCUAUUAUUAAUGAAGAAGUUAAAGGAAAUUUAGAGAGUCUUAAAGCUGAAAUCAAAAGAUUAAAAAAUGAACUUCAAUAGUAAACUUCCAAUCCUGAAUUAUUUCCAAAAAAAUAAAAAGAAAUCGAAUUAAUUUCAUAAAUCUCAAAUCUUAAUUGUCAACUCAAUGAAAGCGAACUUUUCUAAGAAUAAUUGAGUAAAGAAUUAAAAUAAAUGAAAGACUAUUAUGAAUCUAGAAUUAUUCAAUUAUAAGAACAUAAUGAACUAAAUACGGAAUCUAAUAAUCUAAAUCAUUCUAAUAGGGAUUAUUAACUUUAAUAAGCUAUUGAAAUACAAAAAGAAUUACGACAUAAAAAUGAAAUCUUAAAUCAAAGAAUAUUAGAAUUAUCAUAAGAGGACACAAUCUUAAAACAUAGAAGAAAUGAACAACAAUUAAUUAUUGCUUAGUUAGAAUAAACUCUAUAAGAAUUACAUAAAGAUAAAGAUUUACUUAUGGCUGAAAUGGACAAUCAAUAAUCACUUAUUUAAAAUUAUGAAAAUCAAUUAGAUACUUUUUAAGAGGAUAAGUCAUAAUAAGUUUUGGAAUUAGAAAAUAAGAUUGCAGAAUUAAAUGAUUAAUUAUAAUUAAAUAAAGAUCAAAUGGAUACAGAUGCUUAAACUAUUGAAUUUUAAAGUGAAGAAGUCUCUAGAUUGUAAUUAGAAAUUGAAUAAAUCAAAACUGAUUUAUAAGUACUUCAAACAAGUUUUAAUUCUUUAAAAGAAUAAUCUAAAGAUAGAGAAAAUCUAAUUGACGAUUAAAUCAAAGAGUUAAGGAAAUUUAAAAACAUAAAUUAUGUUAAAUCAAAAAAAAUUUUAAAGACUUAGAAAAUUCUUAGAAAAGAAAAAGAAAAUUAUUAGAGUUUAGAAUUAAGAUAACUUGAUUUCUUAUAAGAAUUUAAUUAAUUAAUGGAACUUGAAUAAUCUGAUCCUACCUAUGAGACAAUUUCAAUGGCAGUUAAAUAAAAAAUAGAGAAUAUUGAAAACAAAAUAUAAAAUUAGAUUUAAGUAACCAUUUAGUUAAAUAAAGAAAAAGAGAAUUAUGUAAAUUUAUAUCAUGAAGCUUAAUCAUGUUUGAAUGAUUUUUCUCAAUAGAAUGAAGUUUUAAAGAUAGAAUUAGAAAAAAAUAAAGUAAAUUAAGAAGCAGUCUAAAAAUAUAUGUAAUUAAAAGAUGAAUUUGUUUAUUAGAAAGAUAAAUUAGGUAAAUUCUUAGAUAGUUUUGAUAUUAUUAAUUAAAAGUUGAUUAUGAAGGAAAAUGAAAUUCUUAGACUAAAAUCAGAAUUGAAAUUAGAACAAACAUAAAGGGCAAAAUCUUUGGAAGAAAUUGAUAAGUAUUUAUUUUAUUCUAAUUAUAUUAAGACUUCGUACUGCUAAAAUAGAAUUAUCUAAUACAAAAAAUGAACUUUAAUAAACAAUUUAAUAAUUGUAAAUGAAUAUUCAAAAUGAAAUGGAUGAAAUAAAAUAAAAGAAAUUAUCUGAUAACGUAUAAUUUUUAUAAAAAGCAAAUUAAAAAUUAAAUACUGAAUUAUCAGCACUUCAAAGAUGUUAUAAAUAAUUAUUAGAUGAGAAAGAAAUAAUGUAAAAAAAAUACGAAGAAAAAUUAAUUUAUUCAUUAGAUUAGAAGAUGAGAAAAGAUCUAAAUAUUACUAAUUAACUUAGAGAGUAAUUAGAAAAGAAGGAAAAAGAUUAUUAAGCUCUUUUAAAGGAGAUGAAAUUACUGGAAGAGUUUUUUAAUGGCAUAAAUGUAAAAAGAUUUUGCAAUUCUUAAACUUUAAAUGAAGGAUCUAUGAGUGAAAAAGUAAAAUUUUAUUGUUAAUAUUUGAAUGUAAAAACUAAAACAAAUAUAAUAGUCAUGUGAAUAAGAAUUUGAAUUCCGUCAAUAUCAACUUAAAACAAAUCUAUAAUUAUUAAACAUAGAAUAAGCAAGCUGUAACAUGAUUAAAGAAGAAAAUAGAAUGUUGAAGAUGUAACUAAAAUAAUGA
Messenger RNA from Paramecium sonneborni, 2993 nucleotides. Lineage: Eukaryota; Ciliophora; Oligohymenophorea; Peniculida; Parameciidae. The record is from the annotation of a GenBank genome assembly.